This is a messenger RNA of Spea bombifrons (plains spadefoot toad), 2174 nucleotides long. It is a transcript of the gene TBX5, whose product is annotated as T-box transcription factor 5. Gene Ontology annotation, molecular function: RNA polymerase II cis-regulatory region sequence-specific DNA binding; DNA-binding transcription factor activity, RNA polymerase II-specific. NCBI's taxonomy places the organism in Eukaryota, Metazoa, Chordata, Amphibia, Anura, Pelobatidae. The record is from RefSeq and is a predicted model, not a curated record. Gene Ontology annotation, cellular component: nucleus. The transcript has 9 exons. Gene Ontology annotation, biological process: positive regulation of DNA-templated transcription; cell fate specification; regulation of transcription by RNA polymerase II. Bases 60 to 1619 code for a protein of 519 amino acids.
GAGGAACGGAGGGCCUUUCCCACAGAGACAGCAGGACAUUCCCAGGCUUCUAAUCUAACAUGGCUGACACAGAGGAGGCAUAUGGGAUGCCUGAUACCCCAGUGGAGCCAGACCCCAAGGAGCUGCAGUGUGAUCCCAAACAGGACAGUCAGGUGGGGGUCAGCAGCAAAACCCCCACCUCUCCGCAAACAACCUUUACCCAGCAGGGUAUGGAAGGCAUUAAAGUUUUUUUACACGAAAGAGAGCUGUGGAUGAAAUUUCACGAAGUGGGCACUGAGAUGAUAAUUACUAAAGCUGGAAGACGUAUGUUUCCCAGUUACAAGGUGAAGGUAACUGGUCUCAAUCCAAAAACAAAAUACAUUCUUCUCAUGGACAUUGUGCCAGCUGAUGACCACAGAUACAAGUUUGCAGACAACAAAUGGUCAGUUACCGGAAAAGCUGAACCUGCAAUGCCAGGCCGUUUGUAUGUUCACCCUGACUCCCCUGCUACAGGAGCACAUUGGAUGAGGCAGCUGGUGUCGUUCCAGAAGCUGAAGCUCACUAAUAAUCACCUUGAUCCAUUUGGACACAUCAUCCUAAAUUCUAUGCACAAGUACCAGCCAAGACUCCACAUUGUUAAAGCAGAUGAAAAUAAUGGAUUUGGGUCUAAAAACACAGCUUUUUGCACCCAUGUGUUCUCAGAGACUGCAUUCAUAGCUGUAACUUCAUAUCAGAACCACAAGAUCACACAGUUAAAGAUUGAGAACAAUCCAUUUGCAAAAGGAUUUAGAGGAAGUGAUGACAUGGAGCUACACCGCAUGUCCAGGAUGCAGAGCAAAGAAUAUCCAGUAGUGCCUAGAAGUACAGUCAGACAGAAGGUGUCUUCUAACCACAGUCCUUUCACUUCUGAGAGCCGCAACAUUUCUGGAUCCUCAAACCUCAACUCACAGUUCCAGUGCGAGAACGGCGUCAGCAGCACCUCCCAGGACUUGCUUCCAACAUCUAACCCUUACCCAGCUCUGCCCCAUGAGCCUGGACCCAUAUAUCACUGCAACAAAAGAAAAGUGAGCGAGGAUUCAACUGAACACUCUUAUAAGAAGCCGUACAUGGACACAUCUCCAAGCGAGGAAGACCCAUAUUAUCGCUCGGGAUACCAACAACCUUCAUCCUCUUCAUCCACUUCCACCUCCUUCCGUACAGAGUCUGCCCAGCGCCAGGCCUGCAUGUACGCCAGUUCAGCUCCAGCUACAGAACCUGUGCCCGCAUUAGAGGACAUUUCCUGCAACAGCUGGCCAAGUGUGCCCUCUUACAGCAGUUGCACAGUAGGCAGUGGGAUGCAGCCAAUGGAGAGACUGCCCUAUCAACAUUUCUCUGCUCAUUUCACCUCCAGUUCCCUAAUGCCCAGACUGGGAAACCACACAGGCACUCAGCCUGGGGAUUCCCACUCAAUGUUCCAACAUCAAUCUUCUCAUCAGGCCAUAGUAAGGCAGUGUGCACCUCAAUCAGGGUUACAACAGCCAGCCGCACUCCAGACCUCUGAGUUCAUCUACCCUCAUGGUGUGCCCCGGACCCUCUCCCCACAUCAGUACCAUUCUGUCCAUGGGGUGGGUAUGGUGCCAGACUGGAGUGACAACAGCUAACAGUACAGAGACAUAGUGAGAAGGUUGUUGUUAGGCAAAGGACCUUGCAAAGGUGGACAUGUGUUGAAAGGAUGCCAUCAUUUGUGUGCUGGAACCUUAUUUCCUGAUAACCUCAGAAACAUUCACCCAAUUCUUUUGUAUUCUUCCUAUCGCUUACCCCAAGAGGAAUCACAAAUGAGAUGGUGAUUAACGCUGGGUAGACUAUCUUCCUGAAAUGAAUCGGGACACAAGAUUUACUUUAAGAUGGCCCUGUAGCUUGGCACUUCAUGCAGCGGGCUUAUUCCAAAAGUGGCCUACAUGUGAAAGGACAAGGACAGCUAAACAAAACAGUGAUGCACUUCAUGUAUUCACCUGCAUGGCUCUGCCAAAAUAUUUGGUGUUUGCAGUGUGUUACACAGUGUGAUGUAGGAGGCUGUAACAGUCAGUAUAAAAUGUGUAGAAGGUCUGGGUUAUUGGAGACAUGAAGGUUGUGCUGGAGAGGGGCAUAGACUGUGUCACAUACCAAUCCAUCCAGGUUCCAGUAGCCCACGUGUGUUCUUUAUAAAGCCUUAAAAG